AUGGUCAACUCCUGUUGUGGCUCCGUCUGCUCUGAGCAGGGCUGUGGCCAGGAGAGCUGCUGCCAGCCCAGUUGCUGCCAGCCCCAGUGCUGCCGCCCCACCUGCUGCGUGUCCAGCUGCUGCAGGCCCCAGUGCUGCCAGUCUGUGUGCUGCCAGCCCAUCUGCUGCAGGCCCACCUGCUGUAUCUCCACCUGUUGCAGGCCCCAGUGCUGCCAGCCCACCUGCUGCAGGCCCGCCUGUUGCAUUUCUAGCUGCUGCAGGCCCAGCUGCUGCAUCUCCAGCUGCUGCAGACCCCAGUGCUGCCAGCCUACCUGCUGCCGCCCCAGCUGCUGCAUUUCCAGCUGCUGUAGGCCCCAGUGCUGUCAACCCAGCUGCUGCAGGACCAGCUGCUGUCAGCCCAGCUGUUUUGAGACAACCUGCUGUAGGACCACCUGCUGCCGCCCCAGCUGCUGUGUGUCCAGCUGCUGCAGACCUCAGUGCUGCCAACCCAGCUGCUGUCGUCCAAGCUGCUGCAUUUCCAGCUGCUGCAGGCCCCAGUGCUGCCAGCCCAGCUGCUGCCAGCCCAGCUGUUUUGAGACCACCUGCUGCAGGACCACCUGCUGCCGCCCCAGCUGCUGUGUGUCCAGCUGUUGCCGCCCUGGCUGCUCUAGCACUUCUUGCUGCUGA
Molecule: messenger RNA, 666 nt
Organism: Octodon degus (degu)
Lineage: Eukaryota; Metazoa; Chordata; Mammalia; Rodentia; Octodontidae
Product: keratin-associated protein 4-12-like
Exons: 2
Coding region: 1-666 (221 amino acids)
Cellular component (GO): keratin filament
Source: RefSeq, a predicted model, not a curated record